Molecule: messenger RNA, 1114 nt
Organism: Xenopus laevis (African clawed frog)
Lineage: Eukaryota; Metazoa; Chordata; Amphibia; Anura; Pipidae
Exons: 4
Coding region: 387-1058 (223 amino acids)
Source: RefSeq, a predicted model, not a curated record
UUCUGAUCUCUUUACAGCUUUUAUAAUGAAUACAAAUGGGCUGCACCAUCCUCUCUCUGAAUUAUUAACUAUUUUUUGCCCUUGAUAGGUUGACAUUACUCCUGCCUGAAAGGGAUUGUAUUAAUAUUUAAUCUUCAAUUUAUUUCUGCAUUCUAGGCAUGUCAUCGGGAGAGUCUUGCACAGGGGACACUUACCGUGGAUAGUGAACUUACUUACUUCUCUUAGGUGUAUGGAGAGUGCACGGAAAAGAAGAUUGUGCUUUUAAAGGUUAUAAAGACACUGAUCAACCGCCUCCUAUCUGAAAUUACUGAGCUACAGAUUUUGCUGCAGAAGGGCCCCUGGUGUUGCCACUAUUUAAAAAAACAACAAAUCAGCACCUGAGCCAGAUGAGAGAUGGUAGCGAUCCAAUGAGCAUGGCUUCUUUAUUGCAGACAGCAGCAAGCAGCAGAUGUUUUGAUGGAGCAAUUACUGAGCCGCUGGAUGAGAAGGGAAAGAAAUCUGCUUUACCAGUAAUCAAGAAAGAAGCUGGGAGGGGCGCAGUUUUAAAGAGCCGAAACCUCAGCAGGGUCACCGAGCGCUCCCCAGCACCUCGCUUAUCACAGAAGAGGAUGAAUAGCAAAGGUGAGCAGUUCUCUGUGGGAGAGAUAACACCGUGGGUCAGUCAGUCGCCUUCCGAGAGCUCCCUCAGUGCUUUUCUGAGUAGUAUCCCGUCCCUGAGGGCCUGCUCUGACAACAUCACUGACCCACCACAGAGAGAUUUGGGUGCCAAGAGCAACCUGCACACAGACGCCUCCAGCCCACAGACACCCAUUUCUGCACAGACCUCAGGAGAGAAAGAUGCCAGGAGACCUAAACAAAGACCCAGGACCAAUGUGAUCAAGAGACGCUUACAGAAUAAAAUCCACGGCACCAGGUUACCGCCUGUCCCCCCGGUGUCCGAGCUGAGCUUUAGCAGGAAUUUCAGCUUCUCCUUCUUUGAGCUUCCUCAGUACCAGAGUCCUCAGCACUGGCUCCAGCGCCAGAAAACAGUCUAUGUAGUGAUGAGGCAGCUGCACUGAAUGAAAUCAAAUCUCUAUUCGGGAAUGCUAUUGAAAUUAAAACAAUUAGGGCCAAG